AUGGAUAUUAACCAAUCUCAAUCUUUUGAUGGGACCCUGAAAAGGGUCCACACCGAAGUUUCAGAUUCUUCAUCAUCUGAUGAAGAAUCUAAGUCUUUGAAUGUUAAGAAAUCCAAAGUGAUUUCUUUGAAAACCUGGCCAAGGUUUCUCGUCAUCGGUUCUUCCGAUGAAGGGGCCUUGAAAAAACUGUCGCCCUUUGCAAUUCAGAAAGGGCUCGAAGGCUUGGCCGGAGAGCCCAAAACUGUCAAGAAAUUGAGGAAUGGCUCAUUGUUGGUUGAAUGUUCAACAGAGAGUCAUUCCAGAAAUCUUCUUAAAUCUAAAAUGAUAUGCAACAUUUCUAUCAUUGUGAGUCCUCACGCUACUCUAAAUUCAUCUAAAGGAGUAGUUCGAUCUCGGGAUUUGGAAGGAGUUAGUGAGGAUGAGAUUUGCGAAAAUCUCUCUUCACAAGGGGUUACAUCAGUCAAGCGGAUUAAGGUUCGUCGGAAUAAUGAACUUGUGCCGACAAACACCUUGAUCCUGUCAUUCAAUGUGCCUACACUUCCAUCUUCAGUUAAAGCAGGUUACCUGAAUAUACCAGUUGUACCUUACAUCCCCAACCCUUUACGGUGUUUCAAAUGUCAAAAGUUUGGACACGGACAGAAUACAUGUCGCAACAGAUUGACAUGUGCUCGUUGUGGUCAGUUUGACCAUGAUAGCAAGACAUGUCAGAAUGAUAUGAUAUGUACCAAUUGUAAAGGGAAACACUUUGCGUACUCGCGAGAGUGCCCAAAGUGGAAAGUGGAAAAACAGGUGCAGCAGGUCAAGGUAGAAAAGCGCCUGACUUUCAUUGAUGCUAGAAAACUUGUAGAGUCUUCGACAAAUGUGGUAUUAGGUAAAUCAUAUGCCACGGCUGUCAAGGUUUCUACAACGAGUAUAGCUACUCAAACUGAUUUAACUUGGCCCAACAGUGAGGAUACAUUUAAGAAGAUUUCUCAUCCAAAAGAUGUCAAAAAACAGACUGUUCAUAAACAAGUUUCAACAUCUACUCAAGUGUCUUUGGAUUCUAGGAAUCCAUCAAGAGGCUCAUCGCCUGGGGAGCCAGGUCCCAGUAAGCCUCCGUCAAGAAAAGACACCAAAAAGCAGCAUAAGGAUUCUUCUUCAGGACGACUGAAGAAAGCUGAAAAAAAGUUGGUUUCGACCAACAAUCCAUUUGAAGCUUUGGCUGAUGUGGAUGAUCAAAUGGAUAUAGUGCCAGAUGACCGUCCACACCCACAGAGAUCUCAUAAGCCAAAGAUAACUCCUGUACUUCCCCCUAAUGACUAA
This is a messenger RNA of Gigantopelta aegis, 1302 nucleotides long. RefSeq lists its product as uncharacterized. Gene Ontology annotation, biological process: activation of innate immune response. Bases 1 to 1302 code for a protein of 433 amino acids. The record is from RefSeq and is a predicted model, not a curated record. Lineage: Eukaryota; Metazoa; Mollusca; Gastropoda; Neomphalida; Peltospiridae. The transcript has a single exon. Gene Ontology annotation, molecular function: double-stranded DNA binding; zinc ion binding; RNA binding.